AUGUCUUUCUAUCCAAUCUUGCAUAGUGACAUGGUUACAGCAGCAAAUGUAUUUAAAGUCAAGCUGAACGUCUUGUCAUGUGAAAAGGUUAGUGCUAAGCCUAAUGGUGGUAUGGUGGUUGAUCCUACGGGAUUUCAAUUAAAGGAAAAGACACGUAAUGGAAGGUUGGAAUCGACAAGAUAUCUGAUAUCACAUCGCCGGCUUGUCAGCACUGCGAGACAAUUGUUUCACGAUAGUAUGCUAUUUAAUCUGAUGACAUCUCAUAGU
This is a messenger RNA of Brugia malayi, 267 nucleotides long. RefSeq lists its product as uncharacterized. The record is from RefSeq and is a predicted model, not a curated record. The annotation marks the transcript as partial. The transcript has 3 exons. Lineage: Eukaryota; Metazoa; Nematoda; Chromadorea; Rhabditida; Onchocercidae.